Molecule: messenger RNA, 1090 nt
Organism: Papaver somniferum (opium poppy)
Lineage: Eukaryota; Viridiplantae; Streptophyta; Magnoliopsida; Ranunculales; Papaveraceae
Exons: 3
Coding region: 529-843 (104 amino acids)
Source: RefSeq, a predicted model, not a curated record
GAUUCGGGUGCUGUGCUCGUGAAAAUUGAACAAAACAAUGUAGAAAUAGGUCCGUUGCUGGUUGGCCCGGGUUCAUUCUCUCAAGUUCGUUACAGCAACAACGAUGGUAGGAGAUCUCGACAAAAUAGAUGUAGGCAGUGAUGAUGGUCUGUGCUCGAGUGGAGUUGGUAUUCGGUGAGGAAGAAGUGGAUGCAGUCAGUGAUAGUAAUGGGUUCGUUUUGAAAGAAAUAUCAGCUAGUUGGAGGUGAGGCGUGGACUGUGAUUCAGUCGAAUGAGAAGUGGAUGAAGGCUUUAGAAGGCAACAGGGAGCAGAAUAUAGACAUUGGUACUAUGGAUGAAUUAAUGAUGAUGUGGAUGAGUUGGUUUGUCGGUCCAGUUAGUGGUUGUGACCGUGGUGAAUAAAGGUAAAGGAGGAGUUGGUUCUGUUGUUCGAUUUGAAAACGAGGGUCGGUGAUUGAAUUGGGCUGGACUGGGCCCAUUAGAGGUAGAGAUUUCGCUGGGUCAUCCGGAGACUCCUGGACAACAUAUAUGAAGACAAUCGAACAGAAACGAGGGGGGCGGAAGCCGGCUACUGGAGCUGUAACUGAAGAGCAGAGAAACAAAGAGGGGCGUGUGGCUGAGAUUUCUUGGGAGGUUUGUGACAGAAACUUGAGAAGAAGAGGAGGCGGCCGCAUAGGUAUUUUGGAGCAUAAGAAAAAGAGACGACACAGAGGAUUUGGUACAUUAGUUUGGAGACCGGCGAUUGGAGUCAACAACUGGCCUAAAGGUCACAAACCCAGUGGAGAAGUUAAUAUACCUAGAAUUGUUAGCACAACUUUUCAGAAGAUCCUAAUUUUGGAUUAGAACCGCGUGCUUCUCCAGUAUUGCUAGAUUAUUUUGCAUCUCGUGACUUCUCUUUGCCUGUGCAUGUCUCCCAGUUCGCUUCAGUUACCAUCUUUAGCGAACCCUUUGACUCGGUUAUUUUUGAUCAAAAUGAUACAUCCUUUGCAAAAACCAGGUUUGGGGGUAGCUCUUUCUUUUUGAUAAUCUCAAUAUCUUUAUUAGUUUAUAAAUAAAGAUAAACUGAGGUUAUUAGUUGCUAUAUUGAGGA